UGAACAUUUAUUUCUGUGUAAGAUGACCUUGAAAAUUAUUUCAGGUUAGACAUGUUCGUUAUCAACAAUGAAUGUUCUAACAUGUGGAAUAAUUUUAUACUCGUUCUACAUGUCCAUUUGUAUGGAUAACGAUGAUAGCGGAUCCGAAAAGCAAACGUCACAGGAAACACAACAAUCAGAAGUUGUAACACCAGAAUCUCAGGCUGAAACCGGUGGAUUAGCAUCAGUUCUUACGGAACAACCAAAUCCACAAGAUGAACAGGGUUUUCAUGGAGCUUCGGGAGAUGCUCCACCACAUCAACCUGUAAAAAGUAAGAGUAAAUUAAAGAGAACUAGAAGGUAUAGAUAUAAGCCAUAUCAAACUAAACCGCAUGGUCCUAAAAAAAGUGACCCAGAUCCCAGUUUAUCACCUAAAAAAUUACCACUCAAGCCUAGAUCCAAAAAACCUAUACCAAAUCAAACCUAUGAAUUAACUUCAUACGGGUACUGGCCUACGCAAGCAUCGACGUCAACACCACAACCUGGUCCAUCUAGUGAACCAGAUACAACACAAGAUAGCUCAAGUAAAUUACCACAACAGCCAAUAAUGCAGCCGCCAUCACAACCAGCUCAACCACACGUUCCAAGAGCCGUUUUAGGAUACGGUAGAUAUAGGCUCAAUGUACCUCUUCCUAAGCCAUGGCCUCAUCCCAUGCCGGGCCAAUAUCGAUAUCAUUUACGUUUUUCAGGAUAUCCUAGGUUUCCCAGACCUCAACUACAAACUCCAACACAGGCAGCACCUCAACCUCAACCUCAACCCCAAAAAGAAGUAUUAGAACCAGAAGUCAUUCAGUUGGAAGUAGAAUCUGAUGAAGAAGAAGAGCCUAUCGAUUUAACAAAAACUACUACUCAACAACAAGACAAGGAAACAAAGGCAGAUUCAUCUACCGAACCAAAGCCACCAGAUCAACCACCGUCAAAACCUGAACCCCCGCCUAAACCAACUCCUACAGAUCCAAAAAAGCCAAAAAAAGUAAAACUUAUUAAUUUAGAAAUUCAUUCUAAAAUAAAUCCAGGUACAUUCCACUCUGAAGUUAGGAGCGAAGGAAAAACUUAUUUAAUGUUUUUGGCGGAUGAGGGUUAUGGUUUCAUAAAUAUUUUAGAACAGGGUAAUUUAAUAGCUGGAUUUAACGAUAGAAUAUAUGUUCAAGAAGCAAUUGUCGUUAUUGCCAAUGGAUUGGUUAUGAAAGUGGAAGUGUUAUUAAAUAACGGAAACACACAAAUCAUUGUAAGAAAAACGUAAAACAAACAGGAGAUUAUUUCAAUAGAUAAGGUUUAAUGCUGUAAAAUCAUUUAAAAUGAUUUGAUUAAAUUAUUUGUAAUUUUUUACCUGUCUAAGAA
Molecule: messenger RNA, 1380 nt
Organism: Theileria parva strain Muguga
Lineage: Eukaryota; Apicomplexa; Aconoidasida; Piroplasmida; Theileriidae
Exons: 1
Coding region: 68-1282 (404 amino acids)
Source: RefSeq, a predicted model, not a curated record